CUCUGAUGGCCUCCCAGCUCCAGCCCGACAGGGGGAGGAAGAGAAAAGGCUGAUUGCGAUGGAUGAACAGCCAGAGGCAACACCGCCCCCCUCUCCUCCUCUCCUCCCCUCUCCCCCCUCUCUCUCCUCAUCCUCCUCCCCCCAUCCAUCCAUGCUUCCCUUUUCUCUCCGGUGGCGCUGAUGGAUGGUGCGUAAGGAGCGCAGGACGGCACCGGGACUCCCCCCUCUUGCAUGGAGACGGGCUGAGGAGGCACCAGGUCCGGCAGAGACCACCGGAGGAUGAGCGGCAUCAGACCAGGGACCCCGCUGCCGCUGUAGAAGCCGAGGAGAGCAGACGCUGAAAUCCACAGAGAGAAAGAGAGAGACAGAGGGAGACACAGAGAUCCUCCAUCAUCUGAAGGCGUCCUGCCUCUGAUCGGGGCGUGUCCAGGGGAACUGGGUGUAGCAGGCAUGCUCCAGAGUGUGAGCUCAUAGACUCAAGAGGAGCGUGGGGUGUGUUAAGUGUGUGCGUGUGUGUGUGUGGGUGUGUGUGUGUGCGUGCGUGUGUUUGUAGAUUUUCAGCCCUUGAGCAGCGAUGGGUUCGGUUGGAGCUGAACGCCGGAGGCCCACGCCGGCCCAGACGCCCGAGGAGAGGGAGGUGUGGAGGGAUGCAGGGAGAGCUGGAUGGAGGGAUGGAGGCAGAGAGGGGUGGAGGGAGGUGAGAGAGAGCGGUGUGGUGCAGAGCUACAGCUUCGACUCGUACCAGCUGGAGGAGGAGGAGAUCAGCAAAGACGCCCCAGACCGAGGAGUGCUGGCUCUCUCCGAGCCAGCCUUUGAGGAGCCGAUCCCUGACGACCGUUACCAUGGCAUCUACUUUGCGAUGCUAUUGGCUGGAGUGGGCUUCCUGCUGCCCUACAACAGUUUCAUCACCGAUGUAGACUACCUGCACCACAAGUUUGAAGGCACGUCCAUAGUGUUUGACAUGAGUCUGACGUACAUCCUGGUGGCUCUGGUGGCCGUCAUCCUCAACAACGUCUUGGUGGAGAGACUCAGCCUGCACACCAGAAUCACUGUGGGUUACGUCUUGGCGCUGGGGCCGCUGGUCUUUGUCAGCGUGUUUGACGUGUGGCUGGAGAAGUUCACCACCAGGCAGGCUUACAUCAUCAACCUCAUCUCAGUGGGGGUGGUGGCCUUUGGAUGCACAGUGCAGCAGUCCAGUUUCUAUGGUUACAUGGGGAUGCUGCCCAAGAGGUACACUCAGGGGGUGAUGACCGGAGAGAGCACGGCGGGCGUCAUCAUCUCCCUGUCCCGCAUCUUCACCAAGCUGCUCAUCACCGACGAGAGGAAGAACACGCUCAUCUUCUUCCUGGUGUCCAUCAGCAUGGAGAUGCUGUGCUUCCUGCUGCACCUGGUGGUCCGGCGCUCGCGCUUCGUCCGCUACUACACCGGCCACGCCCAGGGCCGAGGCCAGGCCAAAGGUCACGACCCCCGGGACAGCGGCACCGGGUACCGGGUGCACCACGACGUCACCUCAGAGGAAGUAAGAUUUGGGAAUGGUGGGACAGGAGCAGCGUCCCCUACGGAGGACGCCAUUGAGGACUUUGCAGGGGGGACGUACGUGCGCUUUGACGCACCAAAAGCCAAGAUAAAGAGGAGCUGGCCUGGUGUCCGAGACAUGAUCUUGCAUCGUUACGUGGUGGCCCGCGUGAUCUGGGCCUACAUGGUGUCCAUAGCCGUGACCUACAGCAUCACCCUGUGUCUGUUCCCCGGGCUGGAGUCCGAGAUCCGAAACCCCAUGCUGGGCGAAUGGCUGCCCAUCCUCAUCAUGGCCACCUUCAACAUGUCCGACUUUGUGGGCAAGAUCCUGGCGGCGCUGCCGUACGACUGGUCCGGAGGCCGCCUGCUCUUCUUCUCCUGCCUCAGGGUCAUCUUCAUCCCCUUGUUCGUCAUGUGUGUGUACCCGGCCGACGCCCCCACCCUGGCCCACCCCGCCUGGCCCUGCCUCUUCUCGCUCCUCAUGGGUGUCACCAACGGAUACUUUGGCUCCGUGCCCAUGAUCCAGGCUGCUGGCAAGGUGCCACCUGAACAGAGGGAGCUGGCAGGAAACACCAUGACCGUCUCCUAUAUGACAGGACUGAUGGUAGGCUCUGCUGUGGCGUACGCAACUUACAGCUUCACCGCCCCCGGGUCGGGAGCACGCCUCCCCACCCUGCACCUACACACACCUGCCAACGCUACAGGGUACUGAAUGUACAUACACACACACACACACACACGUAGACAUAAACACAUGUACAUACAAAUAUAUAUUAAUAUGCACACACCCAGUCGACAUCCAGCAAGGAGAAGCAUCAUAAACAACACCGAGCGACGGACCCCCAUCAGCAUAAACUGCUCAAACCACAGUUUACCCCACAGGACUGGAGGACACUCUACAGGGUCAAACCAGAGCGCGCUCAAAGGUGAAAAAAAAAAAAAAAAAAACGUUUACGUUGCUGAUCUGGUCCUU
Messenger RNA from Myripristis murdjan (pinecone soldierfish), 2488 nucleotides. RefSeq names its product solute carrier family 29 member 4a (gene slc29a4a). Gene Ontology annotation, cellular component: plasma membrane. Gene Ontology annotation, biological process: nucleoside transmembrane transport. Lineage: Eukaryota; Metazoa; Chordata; Actinopteri; Holocentriformes; Holocentridae. The record is from RefSeq and is a predicted model, not a curated record. The coding region runs from base 575 to 2227 and encodes 550 amino acids. Gene Ontology annotation, molecular function: nucleoside transmembrane transporter activity; monoamine transmembrane transporter activity. The transcript has 12 exons.